Molecule: messenger RNA, 1953 nt
Organism: Perkinsus marinus ATCC 50983
Lineage: Eukaryota; Perkinsozoa; Perkinsida; Perkinsidae
Exons: 2
Coding region: 1-1953 (650 amino acids)
Source: RefSeq, a predicted model, not a curated record
AUGGCCUCUGACCUCGCUCGACUCAAGGCCACCGGCUUGCCUUAUGCCCCUGAGAAGGCGUUGAAGAGACGAAUCAAUACUUACGUCGCCGAGAUAGUAUCAUCCACUACGUCGCCCAUUGGGGCCUGCUUGAUCCUCGAUACGGACCACCUCCUCACCGCAGAGGCCCUAAUCGAGAAUGCCCAUGUGGCCCCCAAGUCCAUCCUUAUACCCAACCCGGACCCACAACAGCUCAGUGGCAUGCUGGAGAUAUACGGCGACUUGAAUACCAUUCAGGGAACCUCUCAUGAGCUACUGCGUCCAACUGGCGGGAUCGAAGACCAUCUCAAAGGCCGACUGCUCCGUUGCGUUUAUCUGGACUACAACGGCAGCUUUGGGCGGGACGGUUACAAGGCCGGCAGGAAGAAGCGCGACGACCUGAAGUAUCUCUUGGAGGGCCACCUGAUGGCCUCCCCCUGCGUUCUCGCUAUCUCCUUCUCUAUGAGGGGCAUCGGGGAGACCUUCCCCUUCGAGCAUUGGUAUAAUGUUAAGGACUAUGUUCAGUCUGUUGUGAUGGAGCAAGGUGACCUUCACAUAAAGUGGCUGGACUGCCUCCGUUAUCGCCACAACCCGAGAAGCUCGCCGAUGAUGUUCCUCAGCGCAAUUACGUGGCGCGGUGACGCUUCAGGACCCACUGGGUCCCCACGGCUAGUCCUUGAUGGCAGUGAAGCCCUUUGGAUGGAGCGCAUCGAUACAGAGGCCGAGAAGCAGUGCGACACUGGACUGGCUUACCCACGAUGGAUGGCUGAAGCCGCACUCGAUCUUUGCAGAAGGUUCGAAGUGAAAACAGCUUAUACCACCGCUCCUCACACUCCCCUCGGCCAAGUUGUCGAGAAUCUGUUCUCAACCACUGAAAUGACGAUGCUGUGGGAUUCGAUCCCGCGUCCUCGGCAUUGGCUCGAUGAAGAUGCGGCGGUUGAUACACCCGAUAUAGUCUGGUGUUGCGAAGAAGGCAUGAUGCACCUUCGCGGUCGACGCAAAAGCGGCUUGCGGGAAGACUUCAAAGUUCUUCUGCAGUCGUCCGAGAAGCCCAAACUUCUCCUCUGGAACUUCAGCUACAGCAACGUCGGCGAGAGAUGGAAGCAUGAGGAGCUGUUCAGGUUCAUAGCCGACGUUGCCGAGGCCGGAGGUACGCCACUGGCCACAUUCAAGUACAACUCCCCGAGUUCGGCGGUUUACUUCGUCGCGGUCUCGUUCCAUGGGGUAGUAGACACACCCUUCCCCGACAACUGCAAAGCCGUCGGGUUGUCUCCUGUUGAUGUGAGUAUUGUAGAGCAUACGAAAAAGCAGGAGCGUGUUGACAUACCGGUAUCUAAAUACCUCCGGGCCUUCGCUCACUCCCUGGAAUUGCCUCCUACAAGUAGCGUUGUGGUCACAGAGGGUCCUUCCCUAUGUUGGUGCAGCCGACUUCUCGAGACCUUCCCACAGUGGCAACUCUCGGUGAAGUCCAACGACCCCGUCGAGCUAGACUUGAUGUCUCGUCACAAGCUCGCGUCCUCAGUGUCCUCCACCUCUACCCUACCAACUGACUGUGACGGGUUCGUGCUACUCUAUGACCAUUCUUGGACGGACGAUGUGGUCCGCGAGAUUCAACAAGUCCUAGCUCCUGGUCGGUUCUACUGCAUUGGAUACCAUCUUGUAGGCCAGCCGAGCUCGUAUCUCCUAGAACCCGUAUCGUGGUUGCAUCGAACUCUCGAGGAAUGUUCGACGCCAUACACUCUCGUGAGCAUCAUCCUGUGCCGAAGCAGUACCCCUUAUGUCUACGUCAUCUUCCAUACACUCAGCGGCACCACCAAGGUCCAUGAGGGCCUCGACAAACUUCGCCAGCUGAAAUUCACUGUAUAUGAGGACUGGCCCACUGAGGUCGAUGGAGCGUUCGCCAGCCGCGUUGAGAAAGUACUCGUUAGAGGUUAA